Molecule: messenger RNA, 1957 nt
Organism: Atta colombica
Lineage: Eukaryota; Metazoa; Arthropoda; Insecta; Hymenoptera; Formicidae
Exons: 1
Coding region: 1-1647 (548 amino acids)
Source: RefSeq, a predicted model, not a curated record
AUGGAUUCUCAAAAAAAUCCUAACUACGUUAAUCAUCUUUUAAAAAAUAAACGGCAUGAUAAAGUUAACUUUUCUUUUGACAUUUCUGAUCAUAAAAAUUCACGACAUGUUGAUAAUAAUUCAAAAUUCUUAGAAAAGUCAAUAUUUUUAAGUGAUCCUGUACUAUCAGAGAGACAUUUUUCAAAUGAUUAUUGCCGUGAAAAAUUGCCUAUUACUGUUUCCGACAAUUGUGCACUAAACAAUAUAUCUAAAAAAUAUAAUAACAAAAUAACAAAUAAUUGUGAGGUGAAGAAUGUCAAACGAGUACCUGCUAUCCUACGUCGAUGUGUCGACAUUCCUAUUAAUAAGCCUAAUCAUUCUGUACAGAUUAAUGGUGAUGUGGAAGGCUUACAUAAGAAAUGUGAAACUAACCUAUUUAAUGGAAGUAACGGUACCAAAAAGGAAUUAUGUGAAACUAUAUUCCCAAAUUCAUACACAAGUUUUCCUACUCCUAGCAUAGUAAACGCGAUAGUUGAUCAAACGAAAAUAUUAGAGCCUCAAAUUGGAUCGAUGAAAAUAAAAGAUUCACAAGAGUCUCAAAUCGAACAAAUUAAUGCAAAUAUGCAUCCAAAGGAAUAUAAUGAAAGAAAUGAAUUUCAUCGAUACCGUAAUUUUUUGUAUCCGCGACCUUUUGAAGUUUCAUGUAAUACAAAUACUGAAAAAUUGCUUCAACAAGAACAAAUCUCACCAGAUAUAAGAAAAUCUUUUUAUCGUUCAAAUAAUUAUCACCCGAUUAAUCAUCUUCAAAGCGUAAGUUUAUCUAAUUCCAAUGUAGAGUCAACAAAACAGUUUUCUCAACAAACUAAAUUACAUAUGUGUGAAGCCAAUAAGCAAGAACUUUAUAGAAAAAAUAUUCGUGAUCAAAAUCAAAAUAUACUUUUUAAUAAUGUUAAUGACAGAGCAAUGUUAAACAUCACCCAAGCCGAAAAAAGAUCUGCGGAAUCAUGUCAGGAAAAUCGAUUUGGUAAAACAGACGUAAAGUGUACCAAGAACCAAAUUAAUGAAAAUGCGUGUCAUUGCAACGAACAGUAUAUUUAUUUCGAUUCUGCCAAUUGUCCACGUAAAUAUAAGGAACAAGCGUAUCGUUGUCAUAAAGAAACUGCUCAGCCUGAAAGUUUAUGCGACACAACAAGAGGCUAUAAUAACAGCGUAGAUAAUUGCAUUAAUUUGUCUAAUUCUACGCAAAAUGUACCGUUGUUAACUCUGAGGCAAAACGAUGGUCUAUAUAUGUAUCCGAAAGCGAUCGACAAUCAGCAUCGCGCAGUGUUAUUGCAAAAUGUUACUCAACCUGUAAAAUAUUUAGCUGUCGAAAAUGGUUCGAAUAUUCAAAAAAUUCCUGUGUAUAUAAAUGAUAGAAGUGUUAGGGUUGCGGAAAAUGCCCCGUUGAAAGUAAUAGCUGUAAUGGAUUCAAGUAUCCAAACAAAAACAUUUCCACAAGAAAUUGCGACAAAGGUAGUAUCAUUACAAACAGAUAAUUUGCACUUUAAUAAUUUUGCAACACGUAAGAUAAGCGAUCAAUCUUACGUAAAGCAUUUAGAUUCUGUGAACGCGAUAUUGUUAAAUUCAGAUUCGCAAUCUAAUAUGUGUGUAUACGCUCCGAAUUUGUAAUGUAUACAUGAUUACAAGUACACCGUAGUAUACACCAACAUAAUUGAUCGUAGCGACACAGCACAUCCAUAUUUCUUGCGAGAAAUAUUGUAAUUGCAAGAAAUGUGUGUGCUUUCCCUUCCCAUACAUAUAAACAUUUGUUAUUAAGAUCAAAGUUAUAAGUCUGCCUUGAAAGGCAAAAUUAUGUCUAUUUAUUUUAUAGACUAAAUAUUUUGUGGAAAGAUAGGAACCUCUUGGAAAGAGGUAUGUUUUGCGAAUAAGAGGUAUAUAUAUUUUCAUAAAUGCUUUAUGAUACUUGUUAAUAAUUGAU